AUGAAAGGUUCGUUCUUCGUUCGCUCUGCCCACGCACAGGGAACGACGAGCAAGAAGGGCGAGUGCACGACAUGCAAUGGCACUCUACAGGACUGUGCGGGGCACUUUGGGUACAUCCGGCUGGAGCUGCCUGUGUACCACAUGGGGUACUUCAAAGUCAUUCUGCUCAUCAUGCAAUGCAUCUGCAAGAACUGUGCGCGCGUUUUGCUGAGCGAUGAGGAGCGGCGGCAGUGGCUGAAGAAGUUCCGGCACCCGCGGGUGGAGGUGCUGCAGAAGAAGGCCAUGGUGAAGCGCGUUGCAGAGCGGUGCAAGCGCACCAGGAUGUGCUACUACUGCGGGGACCACAACGGCACGGUGAAGAAGCUGACAGGCACGUUAAAGCUCUCCCACGACAAGUACGGGAAAGACAUGGACGCCAAGGACGACGUGGUGAGGCGCAUGGAGGCUGCAGUGGAGGCGAACAAGGAGAUAGCACAGCACUCGAGCAAGGUGGCGGACGACCUCAACCCCGUGAGGGUGCUUUGGCUGCUGGAACGCAUGCUGGAUGAGGACUGCGAGCUUCUAGACCUUUACUAUCGCCCAGAGCGUCUCAUAGUAACGCACCUCUCCGUACCCCCAGUGGCCAUCCGGCCGUCCGUGGUGAUGGAGUCAGCAGCGGGGAGCAACGAAGACGAUGCGACGAUGAAGCUGGCGGUGAUCAUCGAGGUCAACAGCGCGCUCAGGCUCGGCAUUCAGAAGGGCCUUCCCAUGCCCAACCUCGUCGAGAACUGGGACUUUCUGCAGCUGCAAGUGGGGCUCUACAUCAACUCGGAGCUGCCAGGCCUGCCGCUAGCAGCGCAGCCCACAAAGCCCACUCGGGGGUUUGUGCAGCGGCUGAAGGGCAAGCAGGGGCGCUUCCGGCAGAACCUGUCGGGGAAGCGCGUGGACUUCAGUGGCCGCACUGUCAUUUCCCCCGACCCGAACCUUAAAAUUUCUGAGGUGGCGGUACCCAUGCACAUGGCGCAGCUGUUGACGUUCCCCGAGGCAGUGAGUCGGCACAACAUACACAAGCUGAGGCAGCUGGUGAUCAACGGCACUGCCAAGUACCCUGGCGCCAAUUUUGUGCUCUACCCCAACGGCCACAAGUGGUUUCUCAAGUAUGGAGACAGGAGGAGGGUAGCAGCAGAGCUCAAGUACGGGGACAUAGUGGAGAGGCACUUGGAGGACGGCGAUAUGGUGCUGUUCAACCGCCAGCCCAGCCUGCACCGCAUGUCCAUCAUGUGCCACCGGGCAAGGGUGAUGCCGUGGAAGACACUGCGUUUCAACGAGAGUGUGUGCAAUCCAUACAACGCGGAUUUCGAUGGGGAUGAGAUGAACAUGCACGUGCCGCAGACCGAGGAGGCCAGGACGGAGGCGCUGCUGCUAAUGGGGGUGGAGAACAAUCUAUGCACGCCCAAGAACGGGGACAUCCUAGUGGCCUCCACUCAGGACUUCCUCACCUCCGCCUUCCUCAUCACCAGACGAGACACCUUUUACGACCGCGCAUCCUUCUGCCUGCUGUGUUCGUACAUGACGGACGGCGCCAUGCAAGUGGACAUCCCCACGCCCGCACUGCUCAAGCCAGUGGAGCUGUGGACGGGCAAGCAGCUCAUGAGCGUGCUCGUGCGCCCCUCCGCCCAUGACCGUGUGUUUGUCACGCUCGGUGUGCCCGAGAAGACCUACAGCAAGAAGGGCGGGCCGUUUUGCGUGAACGACGGUUUUGUCUUUUUCCGGAACAGCGAGCUGCUGUCGGGGCAGCUGGGGAAGGCCACUCUAGGCAACGGCAGCAAGCAGGGCCUUUUUGCGCUGCUCAUGCGCGAGUACUCGCCGCAAGUGGCCGCUGUGUGCAUGAACCGACUCGCCAAGCUCAGUGCGCGGUGGAUUGGCAAUCACGGGUUCUCCAUCGGGAUAGACGACGUGCAGCCGUCCAAGCAUCUGUACAACGAGAAGCAGCGGGCGGUGGAGGAGGGGUACGACGCGAGUCUGCGGCACAUCCAGGCGUUCAACGAGGGCCGGCUGACUCUGCAGCCCGGGUGCAACGCGGCUCAGACGCUGGAGGCGAAUAUUACUGGGGAGCUGAACAAGAUUCGAGAGGAGGCGGGGAAGGCGUUCAACGAGGGCCGGCUGACUCUGCAGCCCGGGUGUAAUGCGGCUCAGACGCUGGAGGCUAAUAUCACCGGCGAGCUCAACGAGAUUCGAGAAGAGGCGGGCAAGGUGAGGCAGGAAAGUGGGCUGACGCCCACGGAGUUUGUGUUCCACACCAUGGGCGGUCGAGAGGGGCUCGUUGACACUGCGGUGAAAACAGCAGAGACGGGGUACAUGUCGCGGCGGCUGAUGAAGGCCCUGGAGGAUCUAUCAGUGGCGUAUGACGGCACGGUGCGCAACGCCAGUGGCGGCAUCGUGCAGAUGCGGUAUGGCGAUGAUGGCAUGGACCCCGCGCACAUGGAGGGCAGCGAUGGGGGGGCGCUCAAUUUGGACCGAACCUUCACCACGUGCCAGGUGGGUGGGGGGGUGGAUGGGAGGAUGAUGGGGAAAGGGGUGGUAUGGAGAUGGGUGGUGGAGGGAUGGGAGGGUGGACGGCAUGGGACGAUGAUGGCAUGGGCCCCGCCCACUGCUCACAUUGAGGGCACCGAAUUUGAGGGGAAGAAGGAAAAGGUGUUGGAUAGAGGGGUGGCUGAGAAGGUGGCUCGAAACUUGUGUGGGGUGACGGCAAAGCAACUGCAGUUGUUCCUGGACACGUGCAUUCACCGCUACCAGUCCAAGCGCAUGGAGCCGGGCACAGCAGUGGGGGCCAUUGGGGCACAGUCGAUAGGCGAGCCAGGCACGCAGAUGACUCUCAAGACCUUCCACUUCGCUGGGGUUGCGUCCAUGAACGUGACCUUGGGAGUGCCGCGAAUCAAGGAGAUCAUCAACGCAGCCAAGAACAUCAGCACACCUAUUGUCACUGUCAAGCUGGAGACGGACAACGAUGUCAAGGCAGCACGCAUUGUGAAGGGGCGCGUUGAGAAGACCACCCUGGGGGAGGUGGUGAAGAGCAUGAAAACAGUGCUGACCCCCAGCCAAGCCAUGCUAUCCAUACGGCUCGACAUGCAUCGAAUCAGUGCGCUUCAGCUGGAAAUCACAGCCUACACAGUCGCCGACGCCAUCACAUCAGCCUCGCGGCUCCGCAUGAAGCUGAAGGCGCAGCACAUACGCGUGGUGAGCGCAGACAAGCUGCUGGUCUACUCGCCCGAGCAGGACAGAAGGCAGCUGCUCUUCUCGCUCCACAGCCUGAGGAAGAAGCUACCGCAAGUCAUGGUGAAAGGGAUUGCGAGUGUUGAAAGGGCCGUGAUCAACGACCUGGGCGGGGGCAAGUACAACCUGCUGGUGGAAGGGACCAAUUUUGGCGCAGUUCUUGGAGUGACUGGUGUGGAUGGUUGCAGAACCAAGAGCAAUCACGUGAUGGAGGUGGAAUCGGUGUUGGGGAUAGAGGCAGCACGGCAUGCCAUCAUGCAUGAGAUCAACUACACCAUGGGUUCGCAUGGCAUGACCAUUGACCCCCGCCACAUGAUGCUGCUCGCUGACGUCAUGACCUACAAGGGCGAGGUGUUGGGAAUCACGCGGUUUGGAAUAGCGAAGAUGAAGGACAGUGUGCUCAUGCUGGCGUCCUUCGAAAAGACCACAGACCACCUCUUUGACGCCGCUGUGCAUGGGCGCAAGGACGAGAUUGAAGGGGUGUCCGAGUGCAUCAUCAUGGGCAUUCCCAUGCCCGUUGGCACGGGGCUGUUCAAACUCAAGCAGAAAGUUGACCACAUCCCAGUCCUUCCCAAGCGGCCGCCACUACUUCUGGGCUAG
Messenger RNA from Closterium sp. Yama58-4, 3852 nucleotides. The record is from the annotation of a GenBank genome assembly. Lineage: Eukaryota; Viridiplantae; Streptophyta; Zygnematophyceae; Desmidiales; Closteriaceae.